Messenger RNA from Exaiptasia diaphana, 894 nucleotides. RefSeq lists its product as uncharacterized. The coding region runs from base 74 to 811 and encodes 245 amino acids. Gene Ontology annotation, molecular function: neurohypophyseal hormone activity. Lineage: Eukaryota; Metazoa; Cnidaria; Anthozoa; Actiniaria; Aiptasiidae. Gene Ontology annotation, cellular component: extracellular region. The record is from RefSeq and is a predicted model, not a curated record. The transcript has 5 exons.
UGCCACUGUUCACUUGCUAUCAAACAAUUUGAAUCCAUUCUACAAGAAGAGGUGUUGAAAAAGCCUGAAAAUCAUGUUCAAGAUAUCCUUGGUUGUGCUUUUGGUAAUGCAGGUAGUAUGGCAGAUGGGUGAAGCAGCCAACAUUCAAGUUCAGCGAGGAAGUGGACAUAUCAAGUUCUUGGUGCCGCAAGAAAGGGUUUGGGCGGGUCUAUCUGAUGGCCAUCGUCGCUACCCUGUGAUCCAUAGUGGAAAUCUCAUUGCCUUGAGGUUGGCCUACACAUCCGGCAGUUACAGUUACCGAUGGAUGCAGUGUGGCUCAAGUAGUAGCUACUGCUAUUAUUCAAAUUGCCCUCGUGGCAAGGUGUUGAAGUCCAAUAGAUGGUCUUCAUGUAGAAAGGAACAGUUUUACAUCCGGGCAGUCAACAAGAACGACGGUCAGCCGAUCAUUAGCGGGGACUUUGUAACCCUUGCACCUUACAACCGUGGCAGUACUUGUCGUCUGAGGUGUUUUAGCUCGAGUUCUUCAUAUUGUAACUCAAAGACAUGUGUAAGUGAGAGUUAUUUCAAAGGAAACAACGCCUUCAUCUAUUCCUACCUGACGUUCCAGAUCUUCUCUCGUUAUGCUAAAGACGGCAUUGACCCAGUGCAGUACGGUGAUAUCGUUGCAUUUCGUUAUCCUUACUAUUACUCUCACUACUGGCUCUAUUUCAGCGGUAGCUAUCUUUACGCGCGCUCAUGCAGCCACAGUUACAAAACGAAUUGUGCGCGAAAAAAUUCUCUUUUUGGCUUCCAAAUAUUCAAGAAAUUGUAGAUUAAAGCAACAUGUGAUGUAACAGAAAGAUCAUCACAAUGAUAUAGUGGAAAUAAAGCUUUCUGAAGCAUAGUUAUGUCGUA